Trichoderma virens Gv29-8 is the source of this 3612-nucleotide messenger RNA. RefSeq lists its product as uncharacterized. The annotation marks the transcript as partial. Lineage: Eukaryota; Fungi; Ascomycota; Sordariomycetes; Hypocreales; Hypocreaceae. Gene Ontology annotation, biological process: nucleoside metabolic process. The record is from RefSeq and is a predicted model, not a curated record. Gene Ontology annotation, molecular function: protein binding; catalytic activity. The transcript has 3 exons.
AGAGCCCAUAGUGAUUAUACCGUGGGGUGGAUUUGCGCUCUGCCUAAAGAGCAGACCGCAGCUAUCGCCAUGCUGGAUCACAAGCAUGCAGACCUUCCAAAGCCACCAAAUGAUCCCAACACCUAUACGUUAGGGUCUAUAAACGGCCAUAAUAUCGCCAUAGCCUGUCUCCCCAAAGGCAAGAUAGGAACAAGUUCAGCAGCAACUGUUGCUACCUGGAUGGUUGGUGCUUUUCCAUCUAUUAAGGUGGGCCUUAUGGUCGGUAUUGGUGGUGGUAUUCCGCCUAAAGUGAGACUUGGUGAUGUCGUGGUUAGCACACCAAUUGGCCAGUUUCCUGGUGUAGUCCAAUGGGAUAUUGGUAAGGCGAAUAAAGGGGGCCAAUUUGAGCGAACAGGCUCGUUAAAUACCCCCCCGACACCUCUAUUAACCGCUCUUACGAGAUUGGAGACGGAGCAUGAGUUAAACGGUUCUAAGAUACCAGAGUAUCUAAAUCAGCUAAGAGAGAAAUGGCCACGUUUAGCAUCGAAAUAUCUCAGAUCUGAUUAUCAUAAAGACAUUUUGUUUAGAUCAGAUUAUGGGCAUGUUAGCAAAGACACAAAUUACGACAAUGCUUCCGACAUUGACGAUUAUGAUGAAGAAGAGAGCUGCGAAUUAUGCGACAAGAGUCAGAUUUUGAAGAAGAAACCUAGGGAGAUGCGCGUUCAUUAUGGGCUAAUCGCAUCUGGUAACCAGGUUAUUAAAGACGCCACCCUCCGAAAUAAACUUACCAAAGAUCUUGACGGUCACAUUCUAUGUAUUGAGAUGGAAGCGGCGGGUCUGAUGAAUAACUUCCCUUGCAUCAUCAUCCGAGGCAUCUGCGAUUAUGCUGACUCACAUAAAAACAAUGUCUGGCAAGAGCAUGCUGCUGCUGUAGCUGCCGCUUUUGCAAAAGAGCUCCUAGGAUAUGUGCAGACGUCUGAAGUCGAAAGAGAACCUCCGGCGAGGAAUAGCCUUAGGGAAGUUCUUGAUGCCAUAUCUGCGGUCGGGGAGAACACAGCAUAUACGAGAACUAAACUGGAUAAAAUUGAAGACAUCAAGAUCCUUGAUUGGUUAACGCCCACGGAUUAUGGCUUACAGCAAAGUGAUUAUUUCCAAAGACGGCAGCCAGGAACAUGCCGUUGGCUCCUAGAUUCCGAAACGUUCCAAAAAUGGUUGGCUACUAGCAACCAGACUUUAUUCUGCCCGGGUAUGCCCGGAGCGGGGAAAACUAUCUUGACAUCAAUAGUGGUUGAUCAUAUUAUCUCGGAGUUUCGUCAAGGGGAUGUUGGCAUCGCAUAUAUAUACUGCAACUUCCACCAGCACAAUGAGCAGACUACCAGUGGCCUGCUAGCGAGUAUACUGAAACAGCUUGCUGAGACUCAGCCUUUACUGGCAGCAAGGGUGAAAGACCUCCAUAAUAGACACUAUACUCGACGAACAAGACCAUCGGUGGACGAAUUGUAUAACACUCUUCAGUCCAUCAUAGCUUCAUAUCCAAGGAUCUUCAUAAUUGUUGAUGCUCUGGAUGAGUGCCAAACUUCUAACAACUGCCGGUUUCAAUUCCUUUCCCGACUCUUUAAACUUCAGAUUCACGGCGGCAUAAACAUAUUUGCAACCUCGCGACCUCUUCCAGAGAUUUGUCAGAAAUUCAAAGAAAGUAUGACGAUCGAGAUUUGUGCGUAUGACGAUGAUGUGAGAGAUUAUUUGGACAGUCAGAUAUCUCAGUCAGAUUCUAAAAUAUUGGAUAUUUGUCGCGAAGAUAUCAAGACCAAGAUCACAAAGGCAGUUGGUGGCAUGUUCCUUCUCGCGGAGCUUUUGUUUGGGGUUGUUAAAAGCAAAAGGACCCAAAAAAAGAUAAUGGAUGCAUUAAGAGAUCUGCCUACUGGACAAGACGCAUACGACCACGCUUAUGAAGAAACCAUGAACAGGAUAAUGAGCCAAGACUCAGACACAGUAGAGCUAGCCAUACUAGUUCUAUUAUGGAUUACUUGUGCCAAAAGGCCACUUAAAACGCUGGAACUUCAACAUGCGCUUGCCAUAGAAGCCAAAAAAUAUCGCAUUGAUGAGGAUAAUCUUCUACCGAUCGGAGAUAUGGCCUCUGUAUGCGCUGGACUGGUAGCAGUUGAUGAAGAAAGCGGCAUAAUACGGCUGAUUCACUAUACUACGCAUGAAUACCUUAAGCGAACACAAGAACGGUGGUUUCCUGAGGCUGAAUCUGCAAUUACGAGAACAUGUGUUACAUAUCUUCUAUUGGAUGAUUUUCGAACGGGGCCUUGUCAAACGGACUGCGUCUCUAUGUUUUGGCCUUGUGCAGAAAGUUGUGCAUAUAGAGAGCGACUACGACUCUUUCCUCUCUACCAAUAUGCUGCAAAUCACUGGGGAAAACACGCGCGUAAAUGUUCAAAGUUAGAUGAGGAAGUCAUGAAAUUCUUGAACAGCAAAGCAAAUCUAGAAGCCUCAACUCAAGCGUUAAUGCGGCGCUGGCCUGCCUGCCUAUAUGCAGACGUUCCAAAGAGCGUGACAGGGCUGCACUUGGCAUCAUAUUUUGGUAUCAGUGAAGCUGUAAACGCCAUCUUCCAACCCGGUCUGUCUGCGGACGUGAGAGACAGUCAUGCUGCGACACCGCUACAGUAUGCUGCCAUGAAUGGGCAUGAAAAUAUUGUCAAAAUUCUACUUGCAACAGGCCAGGUUGAUCCUGAUUCCUGCGAUAAAAGCGGUAGAACGCCAAUUUCAUACGCUGCCAAAAAUGGGCAUGAAGGUGUGGUAAAACUGAUGCUUGAAACUGGGAAGAUCAAUCAUGAUUUUAGUGGCGAAUAUGGAGGAAAGUUGCUUCUAGAUGCUGUGGAGAAUGGGCACAAGGACGUUGCCAAGCUGCUACUUGCAGCGGGCAAGGUUAGUCCUCAUUAUGAGGAUGAAUAUGGCGAAACACCGUUUUUGUGUGCUAUUCGGACUGGGCACACGAAUAUUAUCAGGCUAUUUCUUACAAAAAGCGAAGUUAAUCCAGGUUUUCGUGAUAAAUACCUUAAGACAGCACUCUCAUAUGCUGCUGAAAAAGGAUAUAGGGAUAUUGUUGAGCUACUUCUUACAACAGGGGAAGCUGCUCCUUGCUUUGCAGAUUAUAAAAACAGAACACCACUCUCCUAUGCCGCUGAAAGGGGGUAUAGAGAUAUUGUUGAGCUACUUCUUACAACAGGGGAAGCUGCUCCAUACACUGCAGAUUAUAAAAACAGAACACCACUCUCAUAUGCCGCUGAAAGGGGGUAUAGGGAUAUUGUUGAGCUACUUCUUACAACAGGGGAAGCUGCUCCAUACACUGCAGAUAAUAAAAACAUAACACCACUCUUAUAUGCCGCUGAAGGGGGGCAUGGUGAUACUGUUGAGUUACUGCUUGCAGCAGGGGCUAAUCCUGAUGAUAGAGAUAAUAAAAAUAAAACACCACUCUUAUAUGCCGCUGGAAAAGGGUAUAAAGAUAUUGUCAAAUCACUACUCGCGAUAGGGGAGGCUACUCCUUAUCUAUCGGAUAAGAACGACAGAACACCACUUUCAUAUGCCGCUGAAAAGGGGUAUAAGGAUAUUGUUGAGUUGCUGCUGGCA